Messenger RNA from Cimex lectularius (bed bug), 432 nucleotides. Its product is annotated as rap guanine nucleotide exchange factor 4-like. Gene Ontology annotation, biological process: spermatogenesis. NCBI's taxonomy places the organism in Eukaryota, Metazoa, Arthropoda, Insecta, Hemiptera, Cimicidae. The record is from RefSeq and is a predicted model, not a curated record. The annotation marks the transcript as partial. The transcript is spliced from 3 exons. Gene Ontology annotation, molecular function: cAMP binding.
UCGAGCCGUCAGUACGCCCCACCAGUCUCACUCGGCUCCUCCUUCCGUCGACAACGGCGUUAUGCCAACCCCGUCUCUAGCCGCGAUCGCCCACCGACAUGUCAACAUAGCCCGCUCAAAAUUUAAAUCGAUGCCCUGUUGAUUUUGGAUUUUUGACUAAAAAAAGGGACCAUGGCCGCCACUGAAUGGAUUACCGCUUUUGACAAAAGGCCCAGCGAGAGGACGUGCAGGGACGUGGACUUGAUCUGCGGCCGGCUAAGGAGGAUCGACUCUCUAGCGAGGAUACCGCAGUCCUUGCUUAACAACCUAGCUCACCUCGCCUUCUACGAAGACCUGGAAAAAGGAGUUACGCUGUUUCGCCAAGGAGAAAUCGGAACGUCCUGGUAUGUCAUCCUUACCGGUAGUGUUGAAGUCAAAGUCAAUCAGGAAAAG